GGAAAAAAAACAACUGCUGGGCGAAGUUUCUUUCGGAUCACAGUCCUUCUGGGGUACUGCAUUGUGUUGUCUUCUCCAGCCAUAAUCACCACCAUUCGGAAUCCAAACAGACUUUGGAGAAGAGAUCUUUCUGACCAGUCGAUUAGUAAUAAACAGAUAAAUCCCUUUAUGUCUGAGCCAGACUCCUGGAAACAGCAGCUCCCUUCUAUAUCAUUGCACAACUGGAGUCUUAAAAUGUUAACAUCAAAUGUUCUCCCCAAUGAACCCACCGAUGAGAGAGCCAGAAAGUUACUCCUGCAGCCCAUCGCAAGGCAGAUACUGUUUGGCUCUAAUGAGAUAACCAAAAAGGUAAUGCCAGAUGACGCUGAGCUCAACGGUGAAAUGUCUGAUCAGAGGUGGCUUCCUCCAUGGCCUGCAAAUGAAGAGCUGGAUAAAAGGAGCAUUGUGGUGGCUGACGAUGCUGCUUUCAGAGAGAAGAGCAAAAUGCUCACUGCAAUGGAGAGACAGAAGUGGCUCAACUCAUACAUGCAGAAACUUCUGGUAGUAAACUCCACUUAA
Messenger RNA from Staurois parvus, 558 nucleotides. The record is from the annotation of a GenBank genome assembly. Lineage: Eukaryota; Metazoa; Chordata; Amphibia; Anura; Ranidae.